Messenger RNA from Cervus elaphus (red deer), 2762 nucleotides. RefSeq names its product CAAX prenyl protease 2. Gene Ontology annotation, molecular function: metalloendopeptidase activity. Gene Ontology annotation, cellular component: endoplasmic reticulum membrane. Gene Ontology annotation, biological process: meiotic DNA double-strand break formation; reciprocal meiotic recombination; CAAX-box protein processing. The coding region runs from base 128 to 2338 and encodes 736 amino acids. NCBI's taxonomy places the organism in Eukaryota, Metazoa, Chordata, Mammalia, Artiodactyla, Cervidae. The record is from RefSeq and is a predicted model, not a curated record. The transcript is spliced from 21 exons.
GGCGCCCCGCCACUGGGUGCGGUUGCUGCUCCCGGCGCGGAAUGGAGGGGCCGGCGGUGGCAGUUUGCGAGUUGCUGCUACAGGAAGCAUUUAUGGUGGUUUGGUCCUCAAGAAGUUCCUUAAAGAUAUGCAAUCCAUACUGCCUGGAUUCUUUGCAAACCUGAAUUGGACUUCAGAGGAGGCCAGCCAUUCUCAGGAUACAUCAGGGCUAAGACCCUUCCAGGUGAUUUUUGAGGCUGAUGUAAACCCCAGGACUUUGAUGACAGAUAGUCUGGUUAUAAAGAAUUUUUUACGCAAAAUCAUCUCUGUGCUCCCCAAGAUUAGAUUUAAUUUCAGUGUAAAGGUGAAUGGAAUCCUCUCCAUGGAGAUCUUUGGGGCAGAGAAUGAACCUACUUUGAACCUGUCGAAUGGAAUUGCUCUUCUCGUAAACUGUCAGCAUUACCUGAGUACACCAAAAUUUGACGCAACUGAAUUACCCUGCAGCAGAAUCCAUCCUGUGCUGGGACACCCAGUAAUGCUGUCCCUCCCUGACGAUGUGGUGGGAAUGGGCUUGUUGGGAGAGCUGACACUGACUCCAGCCGUGGCCCUGUGUCCUUGCCUGAAGGUCUUUUCCAACCAGCUGAAUAGGAUCUCUUCCGUUUCCAUAUUUCUGUAUGGACCUUCAGGUCUGCCUCUAAUGUUUCCAAAUUCAGAGCAGCCAACUACUGCUGUCUUCAAAGACACCUCUUAUUUCAUUGACGGGAAGAAGUGCCGCUUGUGUAUGGUGCCCAGUUUGGAUCUCAGUUUAGACAGAGGUUCGGUGCUUCCAGAUGUGAGUUAUCAGGUGGAAUCUGGUGAGGGAGAAGAACAGUCUCAGAAUAUGGAUCCUCAGGGACAAACUCUGCUGCUUUUUCUCUUUGUGGAUUUCCACAGAGGAUUUCCAGUCCAGAAAAUGGAACUCUGGGGAGUCCACACUUUUCUCUCAACUCAUCUCAGUGCCAUCCUCAGGGAGAGCCACAGCGUGGUGCAAGAUUGCAUCCAGGCCGCUGUGGACCGGGCCUUGGAGCAGCAUCACCAGGCUGUCAAGGCUCGUCAGAGACUACAGGCCUCACUGUCAGUGGCUGUGAGUUCCAUCAUGAGUAUUAUGACUGGAAGCACAAACAGCAGCUUCCGGAACACCUGCCUCCAGACGCUUCAGGCAGCUGACACACAGGAAUUUGGGACCAAACUGCAUAAAUCAUUUCAUGAGGUCACCCAGCACCGAUUUCUUUACCACUGCUCACAUGAGGUGAAGCAGCAGUUGCUUCCAGAGAAAAAUGAAGCAGAGCAGAACACAGAGGAGGCACAUGAGAACAGCAGCCUGGAGCUCCUUGCAGGGACCGGCGAGCAAACAGAAAACAAGAGGCUCAAGAGAGGCAGCCAAGGCGUGGAGGAGACGCGGGCCUUCCGCUCUGCUGGGGCCCUGAGCCCGUCAGAGGCCGCCUCGCGCCGCGCGGAGCCCACCGCCGCACUGCUGACCUCUAGCAGAAGCAGGACGGGCCCCGGGAGCGGCCUGGAGGGACCAUCCUGCAGUGAUAAAGCGGCGCUUCACCAGUGUCCUGGUGGUGUCAAGUCUCUCGCCCCUCUGCGUGCUACUCUGGAGGGAACUUACGGGCAUCCAGGCACAUCCCUGCUCACACUGAUGGGAUUCAGGCUGGAGGGCAUUUUCCCAGCAGCACUGCUGCCCCUGCUGCUGACCAUGAUCCUUUUCUUGGGCCCACUGAUGCAGCUUUCCAUGGAUUGCCCCUGUGACCUGGCAGAUGGCCUGAAGGUUGUCUUAGCCCCUCGCUCCUGGGCCCGCUGCCUCACAGACAUGCGUUGGCUGCGAAACCAAGUGAUCGCCCCCCUGACAGAGGAGCUGGUGUUCCGGGCCUGCAUGCUGCCCAUGUUAGCACCGUGCACGGGCCUGGGCCCUGCUGUGUUCACCUGCCCACUCUUCUUUGGAGUUGCCCAUUUUCACCACAUUUUUGAGCAGCUUCGUUUCCGCCAGAGCAGUGUGGGGAGCAUCUUUCUGUCUGCAGCGUUCCAGUUCUCCUACACAGCUGUCUUCGGUGCCUACACUGCUUUCCUCUUCAUCCGCACAGGACACCUGAUCGGGCCGGUUCUCUGCCACUCCUUCUGCAAUUACAUGGGCUUUCCUGCCGUGUGUGCAGCCCUGGAGCAUCCGCAGAGGCGGCCCCUGCUGGCAGGCUAUGCCCUAGGUGUGGGACUCUUCCUGCUUCUGCUCCAGCCCCUCACGGACCCUAAGCUCUACGGCAGCCUUCCCCUCUGUGUGCUUUUGGAGCGGGCUGGGGACUCAGAGGCUCCCCUGUGCUCCUGACCCAUGCUCCGUACACACUCCUAUGAACUCUCAUGGGCUUCCCAGCCCCUCCCCGUCAAGGGGUACUACAGGGGAGGAGCUGGCGGAGGCCCCGAGAACUCAGGAAUUUUUGUAGGGGAUUGAAGCCAGAGCUAGUUGAAUCCCAGGGACCAAGAGAAAGGAGCAGACAUCCCAGGAUGUGGCCGCUCCUGAAAGGGUCGAGGAGCAGCCGGGAGUGAGGGGACGCGGGGCCGGGCCCCGGAGCCGAGCACUCCUGCCUCACCUGGGACUGCUGCUUCCCUGAGCUGCUCUGUCCCCCCUGCCUCUGAAAAGCUGCUCGGGGGGGUGGAAUUUACAGAAACCCCCCAACUUCCCAGGGUUUUCUCAUUGUCUUUUUUGCAUCAGGACUUUGUAUUGGGAUAUUAAAGAGAUUUAACUUGGGUAA